This is a messenger RNA of Argiope bruennichi, 8034 nucleotides long. RefSeq names its product glycogen-binding subunit 76A-like. The record is from RefSeq and is a predicted model, not a curated record. Gene Ontology annotation, cellular component: protein phosphatase type 1 complex. Gene Ontology annotation, biological process: regulation of glycogen biosynthetic process. NCBI's taxonomy places the organism in Eukaryota, Metazoa, Arthropoda, Arachnida, Araneae, Araneidae. The transcript is spliced from 3 exons. Bases 147 to 1607 code for a protein of 486 amino acids. Gene Ontology annotation, molecular function: glycogen binding; protein phosphatase 1 binding.
CGAUCAGGCGAAGAGCGCGAUGCCGCUGCGAAGUCGGAAGCAGUACCGGCGACAAUCGUAAACAACCAACUCUUGCCUCCGUGCCUCUCAACCUUGAGAACAAGAAAGAAUUAUAGCGCGCUUCUAAUUUUAGACUCCACCUUUUCAUGCCCGUCCUGGGCUUCCGAGAUCACUUGGCUAUGUCGUGUAGCCUUAACCUGGCGAGUUGUCGCCUCAGAGCGGAGGCACUAGCUCGCCAAUUGAGCACCAACCUGUGGAGCCCGCGAUCGACACAGGGGUCACCAGGAGACAGUGGCUGUGUGUCGCCUUGCUUCGGACUACCGACUUCUCACUUGGUGAUUGACAGGCCGCCGCUCAAGAUAGAUCAGCAUUGGAGGAUGUCCAGCCUAGAUGAUGAGGAGGAGCAGGAGCAGCUCGUGUCGUCGUCCUCCCACCCUGGGAUGCGAGGGGAAAACGGAGAUGUAGGGGUCUGUGCCUCACCUCCACAAAUAUCUCCUCCUUACAGUCCCAUGGAAAAAGCAGGACUCAUGGGAAAAGAUGCUUCAGGCAUUUUCGGUAAUUACAAUAAAGAUGAGCACCACGUAUGGAGACCCGAUUCUCCUCCUGAGUCGUUUGCAUCUGAAUCCGAAAUGCAGUCUGAUUCUCCUGCUCUAACAAUUGAGACAGAAGAACCUAGUAGCACCACUUCCAAUAGUACCGAAACAGUAUCCGAGCUGGCUAGUCCGAUAUAUGACUACAAAGACGAAGGAAGUCCUCUUGCAGACGAACUUCGGAGUCGUCUGCAGCUGAUAGAAUCCUCUCAAACAAAUGGGCUCUGUAUGACCAGUCCAGUAGAAGAUGUCAAAGAAGAAGACUUCAGUGUAUCUUCAACCCUGUCCACUGAGACCACAGUUUCUGAAAAUCUACUCUCUCCACCAGAUUGCCAUCGAUUGGUACGCAGCACAUCUUUGAAGACGGGCAAAACUCCACCUGGGACUCCAAGUCGAAAGAAAAUAGUUCGAUUUGCGGAUGUCCUUGGUCUGGACUUGGAGGCCAUUCGUCAUUUCGUCAAAGACGACGACGCGCCCAUAGUUCCUCAAUCUGCCUUCGCUGAUCUGAAAGUUCGACCAUCCUCAAGCAAUCCCUUUUUGCCUUGGAGUAACAGUACACCAGGCUUGACACAAGCAGGGUGCAAAUUCGUUACUCAGUUUGAACAACCCGGGUCCGAUCCACAUUUUCUGGAUAAAGUCCGGCAGCAAAAAGUGUGCCUAGAAAAUUGUAUUACCAACGAUCUCCGCGUAACAGGAGUCGUAAGAGUGCUGAACUUAGGUUUCGAGAAACUGGUGGAAGUGAGAUACACAACCACAGAGUGGGCAGCCCAUACAGACCUCAAAGCGGACUAUAUACCAUCCUCUUGCGAUGGCUUUUCGGACAAAUUUACUUUUACUCUUCAUCUUCCUCACCUUUCUCCUGGUCAAAGACUGGUUUUUGCUUUGAAAUACGUGGCUAAUGGCCAGGAAUUUUGGGACAAUAACUCUAGCGAAAAUUAUGUGUUAAAGGUUCAGGCCAAAAGUCCUGAGUCGCAAGACACAACGACAGGCCCGAGGUGGUUGCACCAUUUCAUGUGAUGUCCCAUUGGCUGCCUUUUUUCCAUUAGUAAAACUAAAGUAGAUACUAAGAAACUUCAAUGGUGCUUUAUCCAGGGUUGUGCUGCCUCUAGUGAAAGAAACUGUAGAACCCCUUUCCGUUCUCAGCCUCUUAUAACAAGUUUCUAUUUAUCAGCUUUAUUCUUUUUUUUUAUAUAUCUGUGAUAGCAUCUCCUUGGUCCGGGUCCUUUGCAUCUUCUCUUGACAUGCGAGUGGCUCAAGUAAUUCCGGGGAAUUAGGACAAGGAAUGCUAUUGUCUUCAAACUUUCUGUACAAAAUUUGUGAACUGUGAACAGAUGAGCGUAUUAUUUAUGAAGAAUUGGUAGAUUUUAUCAACAAUUCACAUGUAUUUUUAAAGAGCUUAAAAAUUUAUAUAUUUACUAAUAUGCUGAAUGAAUGAUUAUAUUAAAAACAUGUGCAUUUAAAUACAAAACAAGAACAUUACUUUGAAUUUAUCACUGAAUUGUGCUUGAGAAUCGAAGUUUUCUUCAAAUUAUUUAUUUAGGGCAAUCAGUGCUAAAUUUGACAUUAGUUCUAUUGGUUAGGAGAAAAGCAAUAAAUAAUUAUAUCUAAAAUUGUUCAUUAUAUUAGAAAUUUUAUGAAAUGUUAGAUGUUUGGAAGGUUGAUCAUAUAUGCAAUAAAUAAAAUAUAGUUGUGACUGAUUUAGUGAAAGAUAAAUGUUAGUGUGAAAGAAUGUUACGUUUUUAAAAGUUUUUAAGUUGAAAAUGUAGAAGUACGGAAAAUCAGACGUUGAAAUAGUGUUUCUAACUGGAAUGAAAUCAAAUAUUUUCGGAAUGUCAUACGAUUAUUUAUGGUAUUUAGUUCAGUUGAUAGCAUGCAUUCUUCGAAUUGAAUGACUACAUUUCAGAGCCAGAUAUGUUGCAUUUGUUUAUUACAUUAUCUCAGGGUAUUGAUUCCAUGCAUGUAUCUAAAUCAAAACAGACAUUGAGUAUUGAUUUUUCUAAUAAACUUCCAAACUUGGCAUUUCCUUUGUAUCGUUUUGCUAAAUCUUAAUUUAAAUAAAAUUUAUCCACUAAUAAAUCUGAAAAAUAAAUUUAUUAAAGUUUAAAGAUAUAAGUUAAAAGUGAAUCAGUAUUUAAUUUUAUUGUUUUAAUAAAGUAUUUUCUACCUUUAAGUAAAGUGAAUUGCAAAUUUUGCAGUACUAAUAAGUUUGUAAAAUAUGAACUUAAAUACUUAAAAGUGUAGUCAUAUUCGUAAAUAAUAUUUUUAAGUAAAAAUGUCUGGAAUAUCAAAAUUAACGUGACAUGUUUUAGGGAAUUCCAUAUACUGAUUUGGAUUUCUCAUACAUGUUAUUUAUUUGUUUAAACAAAAUCAUUUUGUAAAGUAUGUGAUCAACUUGUUUUAAAUAAUUUUAAUUUGUUUCUUAUUUGCUCUUUUUUUAUGUAUCAAAAUAACUUGUAUUCUAUAUUCUUAUGCUUAAUUCAAUUCUCUUAAGUUUGGCUACCAUCAGAUUUGCAAAGACAACGAACAACCAUUGACUGAAUUCUUUAAUACAAUUUAAUAAACGUUACAAAUCUUAUGGUCGAUAUUGAUAUUUAUUAAAGUAUAUAUUAUUAUUUGAUAACUGAAUAUGACUUUGUAAGAGUUUUUCUCUUUCUUGUACAAAAUAUUAUAGAAUUCUCCUUAUAAACACGCAACAAUAAACGUUUCUCGAAAUAACGUGUCUGUGACGAGUUGGCAGCUGAUCCUCGAAUGCAGGCAAAUCAAUUGAGAGAGAGAGAGAAAUAUAUGAAACGGAGAACGAAGAAUAUUGUGAAAAAACAAUAUAGUUGCAAUAAAUAUGAAUAUGUUGAACUUUGCGCACAUUUUGUACUUCUCAUUUUUUGGUAUAUCUUUAAUCGCAUGUUCUGGAGAAGAGAAAUACCUGGCACAUUAUGAUGUACAUAUGCCACCUAAUUUACCAAAAUAUAUUCGUCUAAUAUCAUUUAAUUCCUGUGUUACAGCUGCCAACUCGUCAGAGCCGGAUAUAAUAUCCUUUUCCUUCAGGAGAUGUUACCCAAGGAAUUAUAUUUUUUCGACACUUUUAUCACGUUUGUAGUUAUAAAGCGAAAUAAAUGUAUUGCUAUUUUGUCUCCUUGCCGACUCUAAUAUUGGUGCAAGUUGCAUCUGUACACUCUCUCUGCCUCUGUAACUAUGUCAUUAAAAUUCCUUCAUUUCGAAUUUUGUGUAACAAUUUUAAAUUCUGUUUUAUUCAUAUUUUUUUCUUUCAGAAUUUUUAUUCCUGUAAAUAGCAGAUAAGACCCCCAUACCAUUUUUUUCUCUGUUUUCCGUCCACUUACAAAAACAAAUUUAGAUUUUUUUUGUGGUCAUAUUUUACAUAACAGAAAUAUAAGAUAAGAAAACACCGAGGAUCUAUUACUAAGAUAUUAUUAACCUUUUAACGGAUUUUGACCGGCCAGAUUCGAUAUUAAAGUGUUUUUAGAAUGGACUUAUUUCUUGGCAUAAAAAUUAUGUGGUAUCUUUAAAAAUUUGAAGUGUCUUAUGGAAACUUAUAUAAAUAACAAUAAAUUCUGAAACAUAAUACAUUAUCGAAUUAGAUGGAGAAAAUUAAAAAGUUUUAGACUUGGGGUACACCAAAUAGUUUCCUAAGAUAUAUUAUGAUUUAGCAGAUCUACAUUUCUGCCCAUUAUAAAAUAUUUACUGAAUUUCUUUCUUUAUUCUGUUAAUUCAUCACUAUUUGCUUCUUAUAUUUAUCGAUAUGAUUGAUCUUGAAAAAAAAAACCCUGAAAUUUAAUGUAUAUCUCCCUUUUUUCAUUUGUUAUAUCAAGAAGCAAUUUGUUUAGCUAAUUGGUCCAAAAUUUCAUCAAUUGUGAAAAUAUAAUUUUAUUGAUUGUAUUUUAAAUUUAGGUUUUUGCUGCAAGUGAUCUCCUUAUAGUAUCGCAUUUGAAAAAAUUCAAAGUUAAAAUCGGUCAAAAGUCAAAUCUAGGAGACGACAAGAUUAGAAUGAGAUGUAUUUCAUCUUAUUUAUUUAACUACCUGCUGCAUUAAUUUAUUAUAUUUCACUGAAACUGAACUAUACUAUCCGACUUAACCUUUAGAGAUAACAACAACUACAAAGGAGAUAUAAAUUUCUCUUCGCCAUGUAUAAAAUUUGUGUCCUUUCACGCAACAGCAUAUCAUAUUACAAACGAAAUUCCGCAUCUAUUCUGCCCUUUGAUGGCACGUUUUACGUCAUACUCUGUGACGUCACGUCCUUUUCCCUCCUAUAAGAGAAUCAAUGGAUUCCAAUAUUGAGGGAGCAUGAGUUGAUUCCAUUAUUGCAAGAGGUUUUUGGAUUCACUUAAAUUUUUGUUUUAGUUAUUUUGUUUUAGAUCUGGCAAAAAAAAACAAAAAAACUUUAAUUUUUUUUGGUAGGAGGCGUAUGGCUUUACACUUGUUAUGACUUUAUUAGAAACUUGGUUUUUUUUUUCCUUUCUUUCUUUUGGACAAUCUAACGUAAUAGCUUUUCGAUGUUUUCAGUAAUUGAUUUCUUUGCUAAUUAUGAAUAUAAAAAUAAUUAUAGUUUUUUUUCCUUUUUGAAACUUAAAAUAUUAAUAACUCUGUAUGCUUCAGAUAUUUAUUUACUUUUCAUAUUCUUGUAUGUAAAUAUUUGUAACAACUUAAUGAACUCUAAUUUUCUCCCCUUAAUUUCUAUUAGCACGUAUGAGCAUCAAUGGGCUAAAGACAAAAAGAAAUGCACUGUUUAGCUUUUAAUUAAUUGAGAGGGAUUCCUGAUCCUUGAUUGCUGUCUUCACUUUAAAUAGCCAUUUAAGGGAAAACUAUUUCUUUUUUAUAAUUUUCCGAAAUAGCAAUCUUUAAUAAUUAUUUCAGAUUAUUAAAAUUCGAAUUAAUAAAUAAAACAUGAAAAUUUCUGAUAGGCAGUUUGUAAUAUCCAAUUUGUUUUAUAUGUUGUUAAUUAUGUUUUAAAUUAAUAUUUAUUUCUGAAAUUCUAUAAUACCAUGAAAGAAUUUUAAAAAAUCUAGAAAAUGAGAUAUGUUGUAAAAAUAAUUAUUAAUAAAGUAUUAAUUUUUAUAGUUGAGAUCAUAAAAAGUACACAAAAUAUAAAUAAUUUAUUAUUUUGAUUAUUUAUUUAGUUGUAAGUUAUGAUAAGAAUUUAUCUGAGUGUUUGAGAAAAAAAAUAUGAAGUUAUUAUACAUAAAUAGUUAUUUUAUAUGUGUUCUAAAACAUCUUUUAUAUUAAUUGUACAUUACAUAAAUAUUUUUAAAGACAGAGAUUUUAAACUAAUAAAUUAAAAUAUUCCCAUACAUGAAAAACGACCAAUUAUUCAUAUUUAAACCUAUUGUUAAAUAAAAAUAAUUUUUAUUGUAAAUUAUUUUAAAUGCUAAAUAUUUGAAAUGUAUGUAGAUAUGUAAAAUCUAUUCAUUUUAGCUCAUCUGUUAAAAAUGUGAAUAUGUAGAAUUAUUAAAAGUGAUGGGUGCUAGCUAGUCUUGUGUAUUGUUUUAGCAUAAAUAAAAAUAAUUUAAAAUGGAAAUGUAUCCUAAAUAGAAAAUCUAUGUUAAAAUGUUUCAAUUGAUAUUAUAAUUCUCAAAGUAUAAUCUAAUCAAAUGAUACGUCCUAUUGCAAAAUGGUAGUAUGAAUUUUGAUGGCGUUAAUUCAUUAAGAGUAUAACAAAUGCCCAUAGAAAGUUUAUCUGUAUGUCAUAAAUGAAUCAAGGGAUCCAUUUAACUAAUGGUUCUGAAAUAUAAAUCAUGGAAUAUAUAUUUAAAUUGUGAAAAAUGAAUGGUGUUUAGAAAAUGUUUUUAGCUGUUGAUUCGAAUGCAGUUUACUAUCGAUGUUAACAUUUGUUGUUUCUUCAUUAGUAAUUAUAAUAUUCUAUACUGAGACAAUUUCCUUUAAAUGUAGUGUGUAUGUGUGUUAAGAGCAAAGUGAACUAAUUGAAUUUAAUAAUGUUAGUGAUCGCACUGGUGACUAGAUUAGAAGAUAUUUUGAUGACAUGCUGUGACUACGAAUAAUUAUUUUUUAAAUAUUUAUGAAAGAAAGAGUACAGAAGUAUACCUGUGUAUACUUCAUAACAAUCAGUACAUCUAGUUUCGCGAAUUGUUGCAAAACACGAAUAUGUUCUUAAGUGUGGCUGAAGCAAAUUCGCGAUGAUAAUUAUUUUGUUGGAAUUUAUAUCAAAGAUUUCUACUUUUCAUAUCAUUUGUUCCAAAAAACAAAUAUUGCAUGUAAGGCAAACUUUUAUAAAUUUAUAUUUAUAUGCAUCUAUUUGUGAAAUAUAAUAGCAAUAAAAUAGUUUACACGAACAUUGAAACUUUAUCAGGCUAAUUUUUUUCUAGUUUAAAUAAUUUACAAGUUUCUCAUAAACAUUUAUAAAGAAGAUGGCAUAAACUCAGCAAAAAGGACACUGUUUUGCAUAGAAAUUUGAAUAGCAAUCCAUUCAUAGUUCUAAAAAAUCCACUCGAAAAGAUGAAGCACUUGCUGAUGAUAAUGGUUCUGAAAUGGAAACUCUGCUUUAUUAACGAAAAAUGCCAAUAAUAUCAUUAUGAUGUUGUGAAGCAUUCAUAUUAUAGAACAAUAUCAUAGAAGUAUUGUACAAUAUAUUAUGCAAUAAAGAAGAGUUUCAUUGCACAUACACCCAUCUUGCUGACUGACUGAAAGAGAUCAAAGAUUAUUAUCCUGAAAGCUGUGAUUAAACUGUGUAGGUAAUGAAGCAUUGUACUUAAUGGAAUUGGCUUAGAUAUCUGGAGCUGCGGUUUGUCUCCACGCUUUCCAUACUUAAAACCUUUGGAUUUUUUCUUCCUGAGGGCUUAAAGCAGUCAGUGCAGAAAAUCUUUGUGAACAAUAUGAGUGACUUGCAUUCCUUGUUUCUGUGGAAAAUAUCAUUCAUUUUGCUAUGUUUUAUAACGUUUUAUUACUGUUGAAAGAAUUAGUGGAUGUUGUAUAAUUUUUUUAACAUUAUUUAAAAUGUUUAUCAAAACAUAAUGGAAGAAUUUUUUUCAAAAAUGAUAGGCUAAAAGUGCUUCUCUCACUUUGUUUAGUUAAAAAAACUUUUUUUUUUAAAUAUCUAAACAUUUAGAAGUAAAGCACUAUUGAUUGUUAUAUUAAUUUCGAUGAAAAAUCAGGUAUUGUGGUGCUACAAGCAAAAUCUUCCGAUCAAAAUGACUCUCUAAAUUUGAAGCAAUGUCCUUUGGAGUUUAUAUUUAUGACAUAUUUUGCUCUUAACCCACACUAAAAAUCUUUCCUCCAAUAAAUAAUACAUUGUUGUAUUUUUGGGCCCUGCAUAGCUUUAAGUACAAAUCGUUGUAAAUUAAAUUGUACGUAUUUAUUUUCUGCAAUGGAGAGAAGAGAUUAUCUCAAGAAAUUAUAUUUGACUUAUAGUUACAUGUAUUGUUGUAUAAAGUAUGAAAUAUGUAUAAUAAGUUGGCAAUAAAUGUAUAAAAUUUAUGCA